AUGACCGACCCAUCCACUCCCAAGAGAGGCUACUCCUACUUUUGCCCAUGCGAACAACUCUUCCUUACGCUUAUGGUCCCUCUUACAACCCUUCCUGAACGACAACUGGACCACGCACUUGUUGUAGAUGAAUCUCUUCCUCAUAUUGCACAUUUUCAUACGGGAAACCGAUAUUUUAUUAUAAGGUAA
This is a messenger RNA of Schizosaccharomyces octosporus yFS286, 189 nucleotides long. RefSeq lists its product as uncharacterized. The transcript has a single exon. Lineage: Eukaryota; Fungi; Ascomycota; Schizosaccharomycetes; Schizosaccharomycetales; Schizosaccharomycetaceae. The record is from RefSeq and is a predicted model, not a curated record. Bases 1 to 189 code for a protein of 62 amino acids.